AUGGAGUGCAACAAAGACGAGGCGGCGAGGGCAAAAGAAAUUGCAGAGAACAAGUUCAAAGUGAAAGACUUUGCCGGAGCCAAGAAAUUUGCACUGAAAGCUCAAAGCCUGUAUCCAGAGGUGGAAGGCGUUUCUCAGAUGCUAGCUACUUUUGAUGUGUACAUCGCUGCAGAAACCAAAGUAAACGGGGACUUGAACUGGUAUGGGAUACUCGACGCAAGCCCUCGCGAUGAUGAUGAAGCUUUGAAGAAGAAGUACAGGAAGCUUGCUCUGACGCUUCACCCUGAUAAAAACAGAUCUAUAGGAUCUGAAGGAGCGUUCAAGUACGUGCUGGAUGCUUGGAAAUUCUUGUCAGAUAAAGAGAAGAGAGUAGCUUAUGAUCGCAAGAGGAGUAUGCAGACUGUUUAUCAGAAUGUUACAGUUUCAGCUUCUAACAACGGCUUCUCCAACUUCGGCAGGACUAAUUUCCCUACUAAUGGGAGCACUUUCGCCAAGCCUAGUGCUCCUGCAAAUGGGAAGACUAGUGUUCCUGCAAAUGGGAGGACGGCGAUGCCGAAGAACAAUCCGACUACUCAGAAGAACAAUCCGCAGAAGCCAGCUGGUAGUGCACAGAAACCACCUGGACGGGCUUAUCAUCAUCCAGCAGCACCAAGCUCAUUUGCUGCAUCAGAGCAGAGGACUUUCUGGACAGUCUGCAGGAGAUGCAUGUUGCAGUAUGAGUAUCCUAGAAUCUAUGUUAACUUUAACCUCCUGUGUGCUAAUUGUCGACAGCCGUUUCUAGCAGUAGAAGCACCUAAACCGGGUGUGUCUAACCUUUGGAGUAGUUCCAGCUCCAGCCGUCUCAAGCGAAACAUGGAUCCAAGGUCAGCUGCAAACCAGGGUUCUGCUUCUGAUCACUCCAAGUGGACAUUCUCAAGAACCAGCAGUGCAGCUCAUGCUGCAAGUGUGGUUCAACAGGCUUACGAGAAGGUGAAGAAAGAACGCGAGGAUGCAAAAGCAGCAGAGAGAAGGGAUAAGAAGAGUUCCAAGAGGAAGAGCGAUGCUGAUUCGUCUCCUUCUGGUGGUGGUUCAGUUAAGAAGAGGAAAGUUACAGGAGAAACUGAUAUCGGUUGCUCUAGUGGAAGCAAGGUCACUUACUACGUGACUGUUGAAACCGGAAAGUUACAGCAUGGAAUCGAAGAGAUAGCGGAUCAGAUAGCUCCCGGGAUCAAGGAACAGAUUAGCGAGGAGGAUGUAGCAGGAGAGGUAAGAGGUGAAGUCUCGUCAGUGUUAUGA
Molecule: messenger RNA, 1275 nt
Organism: Microthlaspi erraticum
Lineage: Eukaryota; Viridiplantae; Streptophyta; Magnoliopsida; Brassicales; Brassicaceae
Source: the annotation of a GenBank genome assembly